Messenger RNA from Fraxinus pennsylvanica, 1509 nucleotides. Lineage: Eukaryota; Viridiplantae; Streptophyta; Magnoliopsida; Lamiales; Oleaceae. The record is from the annotation of a GenBank genome assembly.
AUGUCGUCAUGUGAAAUGGAGAAGGAAAUAGCCAUUGUAGGUGCUGGAAUCAGUGGUCUUCUUGCAUGCAGACACACAAUGGAAAAGGGUUUUAAUCCAGUAGUUUUCGAGGCUCGAAAUGGCAUUGGAGGAGUGUGGUCCAGCACCAUUGAUUCAACUAAACUGCAAACUCCUAAGAAUUACUAUCAGUUCUCAGAUCUUGCAUGGCCACUUUCAGUCACAGAAACUUUCCCUGAUCAAAGCCAAGUGAUGGAUUACAUCAAAUCAAGAGUCUCAGAAUUAGCUGAUACAAUGCACCUUCCAGAAGAACCUACACAAAAGCACCUUGCUGAAAAUGAUGAUGAAAGAAUGACUGAAAAUGGUGAAGAGCCUGGUAACCAACAGAUACAGGAAACAGAACAAAAUGAGGUUUAUCAAGUUGAUUUUGUGAUUUUGUGCAUUGGAAAAUUCAGUGAUCUGCCGAACAUCCCACAUUUUCCACAAGGAGACGGGCCAGAGGUGUUUAGUGGCAAGGUCAUACACUCCAUGGAUUAUGCUGCAAUGAACAAAAUUCAGGCAGUUGAAUUCAUCAAAGACAAGAGAGUCACAGUUGUUGGUUCCCAAAAAUCAGCACUGGAUAUUGCAGCACAAGUUUCUAAAACAAAUGGAGUAAGGCAUCCGUGCACAUUACUUUUCAGGAGAGUGCAUUGGUCAGGUUCUAAGAACUUGGUUCGACUUACCUUCCGAAAUCCGAAUCGUUUCUCAGAGCUUAUGAUCCAUAAGCCACAAAAAGGGCUCAUUCUCUGGUGGUUGGUUUUUUUGCUUUCACCUUUGCGUUGGAUAUUCACAAAGUUGGUCGAGUGCUAUCUUAAAUGGAUCUAUCCAUUGAAGAAGUACAACAUGAUCCCGGACUAUACAUUCCUAAAAGAAAUAUACUCGUGCAUGUUUACAAUCUUGCCAGAUCGCUUCUACGAAAGAGUUGAAGAUGGCAGUCUAAUCUUAAAGAGAUCACAAAAACUCUGCUUCUGUACAACCGGUGUUAUUAUAGAUGACGAGGUAGCCCCUCUAGAGACUGAUAUUGUCAUUUUUGCAACCGGAUACAAGAGUGAUGAAAAGAUCUCAAAUAUUUUUGCCUUGAAUUACUUCAAGAAAUGCAUAACUAGAUCCUCAACUCCUUUCUACAGGGAAUGCAUCCAUCCAAGAAUUCCACAUCUGGCUAUAAUUGGAUAUUCAGAGAGUCCUGCUACAUCGUUUACAACCGAACUAAGAAGCAAAUGGCUUGCACAUUUUCUUGCAGGAAAAUUUAAAUUACCAGUCAUAAAAGAAAUGGAAGAGGAUGCCAAAAGAUGGAAAAAAUGUACGAAGAAAUAUAGUGGUGAAAACUACAAAGGAGCUUGCGUUAGUGUCAUGCUGCAAAUAGACUGCAAUGAUCAGCUGUGUAGAGAUAUGGGCUGUAACCAUAAGAGGAAGAAAUGGUUUUUGUCUGAGAUUUUUUCUCCUUACCAGCCUGCAGAUUACGCAAAUGUAUAA